Octopus sinensis (East Asian common octopus) is the source of this 3530-nucleotide messenger RNA. RefSeq names its product mitogen-activated protein kinase kinase kinase 4-like. NCBI's taxonomy places the organism in Eukaryota, Metazoa, Mollusca, Cephalopoda, Octopoda, Octopodidae. The coding region runs from base 42 to 1535 and encodes 497 amino acids. The transcript is spliced from 2 exons. The record is from RefSeq and is a predicted model, not a curated record. Gene Ontology annotation, biological process: MAPK cascade.
GUAGUGAAUUAAACCAACAUGCUGAUAAUCCAGAAGCAAAAAUGAGUUCCAUUGAACUUGAAAAUCAGUGUUUCGUCACCAGUGCUGAGAUUGAAAGUCUUGAAUCUACAGGAAAGAAACCACGCUUGGGAAAACACGGUGUAAAGAAGAAACGACUUCCAGUAAAAAUUAUCAGAGGACAAAGUAGUUCUACAUAUUCCAGCCCAAAUGAUUCUGAUGACUUGACAGAUACAGAUAUUUCAUCUGAUAGUUACAAAAGGGAUGGUCUAAUGUCAAAUCAGUUAGAACAUUUAAUUUAUAAUUCAUCAAGUGAAGAAAGCCAUUUGAAAAAUCGAUUCCUAUUCCCAAAUCCUCAGAACUACAGUAAAAACCAGGGUUUAAAAAUAUUUCAUCAACACUUCUCACUCUUAGUUGGUUUGGGAAACCGAACAAAUAAUUGUUCAAAGCCUCAAGAAAAUAUACAACUAAAAAACAAUAAUGAUUCACUCUGGCUCAGUAUUCAAGCAUGGUACAACGAUGUCAGUUUGUAUGAACAAGAGGAAAUCCUCAAACAAAACAGGGGGAAAAUUCCUGGUAUUCUAAAUGAAAUUAUCAACUUCAAGCUCAAUGGCUGUAAUAAUGAUGAUUCUGCUGUUCUUUCAGAGUCUAAUAUUAAUGACAUUAGCUGUGAUAGUUCUGAUUUCCAAAAUGCAUACUUAAGCAGUAAUUAUGUUUUUACAUUAACUGAAGAAACAAUGAAUUCCCAAAGGUUUGCUCUGAAAAAAGUUAGUGAACUUUUGGAUAAACUUGAUUUCUGUGAGAGACAGUUUCCGACAACAAAAGCCCUUGGUGAAGUCUAUCCAUUGUACAACCAGAAACACUUUAUAUAUCGAGUGAAAUCUCUUUGUUUGUGGUUGAAUAUUACUCAAGAAUUGUCCCAUAAAAUUCGUCUUCUUGGUUGUGUCUUACAACAAAAUGUGCAGAAGCGUAAAGAAUGGCCUUGGUUUGAAAAUCACAGGGAAAUAGAUAAUUUGUUACUUGGAAGGUAUGAGAGUGCAUGGUCACAACUACCAAAUAGUGAAACAGAUUCUUACUUUAAUCAAAAAGAUGAAAAAUCACGUGAAGAUUAUGCUUUUAAUUCUUUUUCGCAAAUGUCCCUUACCUCUGAUUCAGGUAAAUCAACUUUUUCACAGCCAGAAUUCAAAUUUGAUCUAAAUGACAGUGAUCAGUCUUCAUUAAUUACUUCACCUGCUACAAAAUUGUCUGCAUCACGCAGCUCGAAAAUUUCUCGUAGCUCCUCAUACCAGAGUUAUUCUCAUAUAUGUUAUGAAAUAGACACAGGUGGGGAGAGUGGUUCAAAAUCCUCAUUUUAUCACGAUUAUGUUGAUCAUGGUUUGAAGAAAAUGGGGAUGCAUAAAUUACUUAAAAGACUAAGAGAUCUUUUAAGUGGAUCUUUGAGCCGUGCUGAAGAAGCACUAUGUAAACCUCAAGAGAAUACUACAGGCUUCAGUUCUUUAUCAUCUCAUCAGGAUUACUGGAAAUCCACAAUCUCCUGAUUGUGUCAAUAAGGUUGGCAUUUUGACUAAUUUUGCAUGAUAGAUUGGUUCAAACAUAUUGUUUUAUUUAUGACAGUCUUCCAGCCCUGAUUGAUCCAGAGAUCCAAUUCAAAACAACCAUCUAGCUCAAUUAUUUCUCAACUGUGAUCAAGAGCAUCUGUAAAGUUAGUGCAAUACUGGUCUCCAUUGGACUCUGAAGGUGUUUAUUUUUUAAUCAUGGAAAUGAGUCAAUAAGAAAAAUAUAUAGGUCUUUGAAAAACAUUUGGUAUUAAUCUACAUUUACACUUUCCUUCAAAGAAAUAGCCCGUAUAAUUAUUGAAGGAUGCAUAUACCUCAAAAAGAUGACUUUCCAAGACUCAUUUUCAAUAAAGUUUAUUAAAUAGUAGUGGUUGUGGUAAAGAAUUACUGUUUCUUUGUAUUGUAGUUCCCGAUUUGCCCUUGCUGUUUGUUUGACCCCACUUUACAUGCAAUUUUUCAAAAAUAUAUUGCAGCAGUUUCUGCUUCUCAGCCUUCAGGAAAGUGAAAUUUUUACUUCCUUUACCUUCUGACUAAUUGAAGAUUCCAGAACCAUAAUUGUUCAGUACUGAACAACUUUUUUCCUACUAUUCUAGUGUCCACUAUUGUCACAACUUGUUAGCAGCAGUUCUAAUAACCUGGAUUCAUCAAAUUGUUCAUUCAUUACCACUUGUUUUAUAUUAUCCCACAAUUUGUUUGUAUAUCUCAGUUGUUUCAUUUCCAACUCAUCUAGUCGCUUUUGUGAUUUAUUUAUGGUAGGCUUUUCUAACUUACAAAGCAAUACUUUGUUGGAAAUAUUGUGUCUGACACUGUAACUUUUUACGACAAGGCAAAAGAACAUUUAUAAACCACCCUUUGAAAAGUCUCUUGAGUCAGCCAUGCCUUCUUAUUUGAAAACCAAAUCAAGUAAAAUUAAACUUUGUUACCCUUGAAAGCCCUAACUAGCCUUUACUACCCAAAAAGGUUUUUACAUUAGAAGUUUCACCUUCCUUUUUCUGAAAAUCGUCAUAUAAACUUUUGGCUCAUUUAUAAAUUACCAUCAAGUUUGUUGGCACAUUACACUGAUUCUCAUCCUCAAUCCAUACACUCAAAAGUAAAUACAUUUUAAGCAUUAUUAUAUUAGAUCUAUGGAAAAAUAAGGUCUGAAUUGUUAAUGGAAUAGCUUGGCAUAAUUUUCUUUAUUGUGAUAUAUUGUUCCCACCGUUGUAGACAUUGCAAGAGUUAAUGUUUUGGCAAUAUAACUUAGUUUUACCUCUGUAUCAAGUCUUUUUAAAACAUCAAGUUUAAUAUCCACUUAAAUCUCUUUAUGGUUUCUCUUCACACCAUUGCCUUCAGGUCUACUUGAUAGCUUCUUUCCAGACAUCUUAUAUUGAGGGAGAAUCUAAUAGUAGCAGGGAUUAAUUAUCCACAACAAAUAUGUAGUAGAAAAAAUUUUCCGUGGAAAGAUUUGCUUUGUGUGAGUAGAAAAUUAUCUUAACCUAUUGAUGCAAUAAUUGAAAAUGAGAUGAAAAGGUGAAUGCUUGAGGAAGCAAAAUGACUAUACAGUUGUAGUUAGAUGUUCUGCUUCUUGCACGUCUGACUCAACACAUAAGCACAUACAUACUCAUGCAUGCAUGCGCACAUGUGCACACACACACACACACACACACACACACACACACACGUACCGGUGUAGUUGCUGAUAUUUGUUGUUGCCAGUUGGAUUAAAAAGUUGGAUUCAUAGUGGGUAUGAUGGGAUUGCAUUGGUUUAGAUGCUAAGGACAAUGGGUGGGUAUUGUAGGGGUUAUACUGUUCUUGCUAAUUGUAUUGUGGCUGUUUAGUCAAUCUUCAUAGACAAUGGUUGCCAGAUAUCCUUUAUAUAUGGGACAUGUCCCAUAUUUGAUAAUUUUGUUCCCUGUCCUGUACUGACCUUUCAGGGACACAUGUCCCAUAUCUAGUUCAUUUUCAAAUCUUGUAAUAAAAAUAUAUUUUUACUACCUU